ACUAGCAUACUGUUACAUAGUCGACAUUUGUUCUUCUCACCUACCCGGUGCUGUUUUUCCUGAAAGGCGAGCGUUGUUGAUUUUCAGAACAGAAUCGAGAACGUUCACAUUGGCAUCAAACUUCUUACCGUCAACCUUAACAACUACCACCACCAUGCUAUCUCUGAGGAAGCAGAAAUCCGUCCGCUCCAUCAAAUCCUUCAUGCGAAACAGCACCGAGUUCGCAGAAGGUGGCGAGAUCGCCUCGUCCAACAAUAGCAUCUCGCGCUACAACACCGACAGAGGCUACUCAAACGAACCCCAGCUCAGAGCCCUCCAUCUCCCCGGCUCAGUCCACUGCAGCGACGCCAUUUCCGCUGGAAUAUGGAGCUGGAUUCAUUCGAGCGCUAGUGGGUUCGUAGACCCGGAUACUCUACAUGUCGCUGCGGCCCAUACCCGUCUGUUUGCCACGGACGGGACGCCCCUUGAGGUGCCUUUCCACAUUGUGUCGCUUGGAGAUGAGAUUGAGGAUGGACAUUGGAAGGGAUUGGCUGGUGCGCGUCCGCUGCCUGGGCUGACGAGACCCAAUAUGUCGCGCGUUGCCAGCACUUACGAGAAUGCUACUCCGGGAUCGAGUCUGCGGGCUGGUGGGAAAGUGACCCGUCGACCUGUCGGCGGCGUGUUUCAUGAGGCUGAUGCCGGGCCGGCUGGGGGAAAAGUUCGAAGGAUGUAUUUGCAGUUUGACGGACUCCGUCUUAAGAGCAGCACCAACGCUCAAGCGGUGAUUUGCCGCGUUCAAUGUGGAAACCAGCGACCAUGCACCCAGAUCAUCUACUUGCGAAAGGAGGCUAGCAAAGGGUUUGGGCUCGUAGCAAACCCGAAAGAAGGUUUCAUCUUCGAUAUCGACGAGCACGAACCACGCGUCUUAAUCCGCAUCCACGCCACCCCCGUUGGCGCGACUCGCACCUCCCUAGACGGCCUCUCCUCGUCCCCUUCCUUCGAGCACCUCGCCUCUCCCGUAAGCGACCGCCCACGCCUCAACAACCUCCUCUCCGGCCUUCGCCGCUCUCCCACCAGCAAUUCCUCCUUCCGCUUCAACAACGACGCAUUUUACAACAGCGGGAUGUCCACCCCGACGCGCGUUCUGCCUAGCAAUGCGACUGUGGAAGCCGGUCCGCUGUUGGGGGAGAUUAUAUUUACGGUGCCGGAACAUGCUGCGUAUAAUCAUUCGAAGGUUGCUGGGGAGUAUACGGUUAUGUCGGCGAAUGCAAAGAAGGAGAUUGCGAAGUUGUCGUUGCAGUUGGGAACGUUUUUGGAUGAGGAGUAUGUUCCGGAGCCUGAGCCGGAACCCAUCCCUCUCGAACCUGAUUUUGGAGACUACCUUAACUUCAUGAUCCACACCGCUGGUGUUUCGGUGUGGCGCAAGUACUGGUGUGUCCUGGCCGACCGCGAGCUCUGCGUGUAUGAUUUUGAGUACCGGGAUAUCAAACCCAUCUCGCGCCUCCCUCUCUCCUCCAUCUCCCAAGUCCACCCGGCCGACGCCGAAUUCAUCAUGGCCCCAUACUGCAUCGAACUCACCCUCACCCCGCAACACACCUCCCACGACACCCUCCCCGACUGGACCGCCCGUGUCAUCGACGACAAACCCGGCUCGCGCGACGCGGUGGUGUAUGCUACGGCCGAGUCGCACGAGGCCAUGAUUGGGUGGAUGGAUCGCAUUGCGAGGUGUAAAGCGCGGUUGGCGGGUGCGGGCACGCCGGUGCCGCCGCCGAGGAAGGGGGGCGUGCAGAAGAUGGAGAGGAGGAAACCGGUUGCUUCGAUGGCUUGAGGUGGUGGAGAUUUUUGGAAAAUGGAUGGAGGAGUUUCUGAUGACUUUCGGGAGAUUCUCGUGAAACUCUCACUUUUUGUAAGCAAUGAUUGUUGCCCCGCACAUACACAUAUACACACAGUCGCUCAUGUCCAAAAAAAAAGUAUAUCCAAAGAUUGCCUCUUGUUAUCCGAUCUGGUCUGAAAUGAUGGAAAUACAGUACUACGUAGUACGUACAGAUAAGCCCGUACGGGCGGGUCCUCGGAGAAUCGCACGGCUUCACGUCACGUGUUAGCACAAAGUACUGUACUGUAGGGCUGACUGUAGGCCGCCGAGUAGGCCGCCGAUGCCGCCGCCACCUCGCUUUGCGAUCCGAGGUCGCAG
Fimicolochytrium jonesii is the source of this 2170-nucleotide messenger RNA. RefSeq lists its product as uncharacterized. The transcript is spliced from 6 exons. NCBI's taxonomy places the organism in Eukaryota, Fungi, Chytridiomycota, Chytridiomycetes, Spizellomycetales, Powellomycetaceae. Bases 155 to 1807 code for a protein of 550 amino acids. The record is from RefSeq and is a predicted model, not a curated record.